Manduca sexta (tobacco hornworm) is the source of this 1785-nucleotide messenger RNA. Its product is annotated as ionotropic receptor 75a-like. The record is from RefSeq and is a predicted model, not a curated record. The transcript has 11 exons. Gene Ontology annotation, cellular component: membrane. Bases 1 to 1785 code for a protein of 594 amino acids. NCBI's taxonomy places the organism in Eukaryota, Metazoa, Arthropoda, Insecta, Lepidoptera, Sphingidae. Gene Ontology annotation, molecular function: ligand-gated monoatomic ion channel activity.
AUGAUUGUAUUAACUUUAUUGUUUACUGGUUUAGUAAGAGCUAGUCAUGAUUUUAAUGUACAAUUUAUCACUAAUUUUGUUAUAAAUGAACGGAAACCUACGUUUUUGGUAUACGCCGGUCUAUGUUGGAAGAAACAUGAUGAAAUUAAACUGACUAAAGCACUUAAUAAAUUGGGAGUGAGGACAUCGUCAUCGCUAGAAGUGAAAUCCAAGUUCCACGAAAACGCUGUGAUGUUCCUAACUGAUCUGGCUUGUGACAAAUUUGAAGAAGUUAUUGCCACUGCGACGUCGAGACGACUAUUUCAAUUCUCGUACCGAUGGCUAGUUCUGACGAAUUCCACUGAUGCUUUGAAGAUGAGUCUUCUCGAAGCUAGCUCAGUAUUAGCUACUAGUGACUUGGUAUUAGCUGAGAGAGAAGACGAAAUGUACACUAUGACUGAAUUGCACAAGCCAGCUAACAACAGCACAAUGGUAUCAACUCUUCGAGGAUACUACAAUGGGACUUUCUUAGAUGUAAGGCCUCGCAGGGAAUUGUAUUGGCGCCGCCGCGAUCUCAUACGGCAUCCUAUCACAAUGGCCAACGUCAUACAAGACAGCAAUAGUACGAAAUAUUAUUUGCCCCGGGAUGACAGAUUGGAAUUACAAAACGACGCCGUCGCUAAAGUGUGUUGGGUGUUCGCUAAAAUAGCUUUCGAUACGUUGAACGCGACCCCGCAGUAUAUUUUCAGCUACAGAUGGGGGUACAAAGUGAAUGGCAAGUGGUCUGGAAUGAUUCACGACAUUGGGGAGAACAGAGCAGAUCUUGGAACCAACUGCGUAUUAUUCAAAGAUCGUCUCGACAUGAUCACUUACACCGAUCUAGUGGCUCCGAUGAGGAUGCGGUUCGUUUUCCGUCAGCCGCCUCUUGCUUACGUCACCAAUAUAUUCGCUCUACCAUUCUCUUCUGGAGUGUGGCUGGCUAUCGCUGUCUGUUCAAUGGUAUCCGCUGCUGCUUUAUACCUCGCUAGUAUUUGGGAAGUGAAGAUUGAAAAGAGUCCAACACAACUCGACGGUUCUAUAGGCGAUGCUCUGCUUCUAACUGUUAGUGCUGUCGCCCAACAGGGAUGCUUCAUCGAGCCAAGGAGGUCUCCAGGUCGUAUCAUGGAAUGGGUGUUCUUCACGGCUCUGAUGGCGCUAUACGCUGCGUACUCUGCCAACAUCGUGGUGCUGCUGCAGGCGCCUUCCAACUCCAUCAAGAACCUGGCCCAGCUCGCCGACUCCAAGGUCACGCUUGCUGCCAACGACGUCGAUUACAAUAGAUUCGUAUUUAACGAUAACAGAGAUCAGCUGCACAUUUCAGUUCAUAAUACAAUUUCUCCAGAGAAUGGUAAACCACACUUCUACGAUAUAUUCGAUGGUGUCGAGAGAAUCAGGAAGGGUCUCUUCGCGUUCCACUCGAUCGUGGAGCCGGUGUACCGUCGGAUCGAACAGACGUUUCUGGAAAGUGAAAAAUGCGACCUCACCGAAGUCGACUUCAUUAACAGUCUGGACGCAUUCACGCCUGUCAAGAAAGACUCUCCUUACCUGGAAUUGUUGAGAGUCGUCUACAAGCAAAUUCGUGAAUCCGGUCUCCAAGCCGCUUUGAACAAACGGUAUCAAGUCCCGAAGCCUAAAUGCCUGAACAAGAUCGCAGCGUUUAGCAGCGUCGGCCUGCUGGACAUUCAGCCAGUGUUGAUCCUAAUGCUGUAUGGCGUCGCGCUGUCAGUCGCUAUUGCUGUCUGCGAAAUUAUCGUCUUUAAAAUGUAA